CGAGUCCAGUAGCUGCAAUACACACAGGACAGUCAGAAGAAAGACUGGAAGUACUAAAAGAGGAUUUUCCCCUUGGAAGUAAGAAAGGAAGAGAUCCAGCAGAAAAGAGGCCAUGGGCUGCUGGAAGCAAGAAAAAAGCAACACCUGGACUUUCCCCACCUUGAUUCUCUGCCUCUAUGGAUUCUUCUACAUGAUGAAACCAUCAGAACCUUUCCUAACCCCCUAUCUAACAGGACCAGAUAAAAACCUGACCAUAGAUGAGGUCACCAACCAGAUUUACCCAGUUUGGACAUACUCCUACCUUGCACUCCUCUUCCCGGUCUUCUUGAUUACAGACUACGUGCGCUACAAGCCCGUCCUCCUCCUCCAGGGCAUCAGCUUCAUCAUCACGUGGCUCCUGCUCCUCUUCGCACAGGGAGUGCUGGCCAUGCAGAUGGUGGAGUUCUUCUACGGGAUGGCAACAGCCACCGAGGUGGCCUAUUACGCCUACAUCUACAGCGUCGUCAGCACCGAUCACUAUCAGAGAGUGACGAGCUAUUGCAGAAGUAUCACUCUGGUUGCAGCCACCGUUGCCGCCGUGCUGGGACAGCUGCUGGUCUCCUUGGCAGACGUCUCCUACUUUCACCUCAACGCCAUCUCUUUGGCUUCCGUGUCCCUGGCAUUCCUGUGUUCCUUCUUCCUCCCAAUGCCACAAAAGAGUAUGUUCUUCCACAGGAAAGAUGUCUCACCACCUGCCCCGGAGCCAGAUAAAUCUGUGGCCUCAGUUGGCUCGGACGGGCCAUCGAGCUGCCAGGAGGACAAGGGCUCCGUGUCUGCUGACAGGGGACCCCCACCCGAAGCAGAGGCUGGUAACACCAGACCCCACACCAACGUGCUCAGAGUACUGGUGCAGCUGGGCAAGGACCUGAGGGACUGCUACAGCUCUAGGAAACUUCUCUACUGGUCCCUGUGGUGGGCUCUGGCCACGGCAGGCUUUAACCAGGUUCUCAAUUACAUCCAAGUGCUGUGGGACUUCAGAGCCCCCUCUCACAGCUCUGCAGUGUACAAUGGAGCUGUGGAAGCAAUAGCAACUUUUCUGAGUUCAGUAACGUCUUUUGUAGUACAAUAUAUGAAAAUUAACUGGGACGUUUUUGGAGAACUGGCUUUAGGGAUCUUCUCUGCAAUAGAUGCUGGUUCUCUAUUUCUCAUGCACUUCACUACCAACAUCUGGGCAUGUUACGCCGGCUACCUCAUUUUCAAAGCAUGCUAUAUGCUCCUCAUAACAAUAGCAACGUUCCAGAUUGCAGUCAAUCUGAGCAUGGAGCGCUACGCCUUGAUGUUUGGAUUCAACAACUUUGUUGCACUGGUGAUGCAGACCAUUCUUACAAUAGUCGUCGUGGAUUCAAAAGGCCUGGGACUGAACAUAGUGACUCAGUUUUUAAUUUAUGGCAGCUACUUCGCAAUCAUAGCUGGGGUUUUCUUGAUCAGGAGCCUUUGCAUGCUGGUCUCCAGCAAAUGCGAAAGGAAAAUAGCAAGAUCUUGCAAAGAGCACCUGAACCACGCUGAACAUGAAUCAAAAGAGCAGAUUGUAACUGGCUGUACGACACGGAUGUAGGAGUCAGGCUGACAGGCUCACGUGGCCAGACCCUCGUGGGAGAAGAGCUCCUACUGCAGCAUGCAGGGAACAGCAGCACCAGAUCAACAUACAACAGAGCCCUGAACAGCUACGCUGAAUCACUACAGCACUUCCUAACAACAUAUGCCAGCUAAGAGAUCACCAUAAUGGCUCUGCGCCAAGAAGAGAACAUAAGUUGCUUUAGAUUCUUAUUUACCUGCCUAUAAAUAGCUUAUCGGCAGUUAUUUAUACAUGAGAACAGAGCAACCACCUCGGCACCCCACCGAGCACGCUGGAAAAGAUCAGAGUCCACCCUGCCCUGCUUGUUCUAGCUCUCGUGUAGGUGUUGGCAAGCUGCUGCCACGCACGUUCGCUACGCGUGUGGGUGAAGGGCCUGUCCCCCCUUUGCACAUACCUCGUUCUCAACCCAGGAAGAAGGGACUGUGCUUGCAUCAUUAUAGUCUUUCCUACCUAACUACAGGAGAUUCAA
Molecule: messenger RNA, 2084 nt
Organism: Calidris pugnax (ruff)
Lineage: Eukaryota; Metazoa; Chordata; Aves; Charadriiformes; Scolopacidae
Product: thiamine transporter 2-like
Exons: 6
Coding region: 113-1594 (493 amino acids)
Biological process (GO): vitamin transport; transmembrane transport
Cellular component (GO): plasma membrane
Molecular function (GO): thiamine transmembrane transporter activity
Source: RefSeq, a predicted model, not a curated record